Messenger RNA from Desarmillaria tabescens, 1077 nucleotides. RefSeq lists its product as uncharacterized. Bases 1 to 1077 code for a protein of 358 amino acids. The record is from RefSeq and is a predicted model, not a curated record. The transcript has 4 exons. NCBI's taxonomy places the organism in Eukaryota, Fungi, Basidiomycota, Agaricomycetes, Agaricales, Physalacriaceae.
AUGCACUCCUCUUCGAUUUUAAGUUACCCCCCGCCUCCAGCUGGAUUUAACUAUCUCGCAGUCAUUCGCCCGUCUCUUAAACUGAUGCUUCUAUGCUCAGCCUGGUCUUCAGCCUUGGUUCCGCUUCUCUUUGCCUUAUUUCUGUUCUCCUCCAGGUCGCUGAGGAGAACGCCAAUUUUCAUGUUAAAUGUUGUAUCCAUUAUCAUGGGGCUAGCCUUGGGUGUUCUGGCUUAUUAUAACGGGGUGAGUGUGAUUGCCUUCCAUAUACUGCUAAGCGGCGUAACUUACGAAUUUUUUAUCAAUGCUCUGCCCCUCUUCACGGAGUCGAUCUUGGUACUCAGAGUGAUGACUGUGUACCCCCUCAAAUCAACACCUCGUUUGACUCUCGCGAUCGUUUACAUCCCAUUGUGUUGCUUGAAAGUCGCUCGACUAGCCAACAUUUUGGUUUUCUGGGGAAUAUGGUUUCCGGACAUCCUAGCCGGGGGUAACCCUAUUGUUGUUGCACAACAGUCGUGGGACUUCCCCUGUGACAAGAUUGAAUGGUCUCUGCAAAUGUUCGACAACGCAUAUGCUUCGGCACUCUUUCUUUACUGCCUUAGAAGCAGUCGUCGUGUAAAUGGUCGGAUCGAAUGCGCCAGAAGUAAACGUCCCACCAGUAAGUCGUGUAGAAGGAAAUACUCCGAACGCCUCAGUACCUUGUUCUGGAUCUCCGUCUCUAACUUCGUCUUCCCGGUCAUGCUUUCAUUUGUCCAGUCCAUUCUUGCUUUCGACGCUUAUCUUUUUUUGGACGCCACAUACAUCAUCAUGUCCAACAUAUAUUUCGAAAUUAUUGCUGUGUUGCUUGCCACUAUAUGGUCUGCAGGUAGCAGACGGUCGGAGGAGCAACAGGCAACCACGGAGAUGAGUGUGUCGGGUGCAGAGUCUCUUCCCCGUUUUGCGACAGGUACUAUAUCCAUGACCACAGCACCCCAAGUUCCUAUUCAAGAUCCCGAUGAUAUCACAAUAACUGUGGGGUCUCAAUCUCUUAUACAUACUGAAAGUGCGAGUCUGGACAAAGAUAUAGAGUCGAGGAGAUGA